This is a messenger RNA of Lachnellula hyalina, 1539 nucleotides long. It is a transcript of the gene ZPR1, whose product is annotated as Zinc finger protein. The transcript is spliced from 2 exons. Gene Ontology annotation, molecular function: zinc ion binding. The record is from RefSeq and is a predicted model, not a curated record. Gene Ontology annotation, cellular component: cytoplasm; nucleus. Bases 1 to 1539 code for a protein of 512 amino acids. Lineage: Eukaryota; Fungi; Ascomycota; Leotiomycetes; Helotiales; Lachnaceae.
AUGGCGAGCAAUACCCAAGAAGAUCCCAAGCCAGAUGGCGCUGCCUUUGAUGAGUUCUUUGAUAGCAUUGGAACGAAAGCAGAAAACCUCACGAUCAACAAAGAUGGCAAACCCGCCACCAAUGGCAACGAGUCAACAUCUCUUGAAGCGACCUCUGGAGAGCAACCAGAUGACAAUGAGCCCAGAGUAGUGGACGAGAUAGAGAGUUUAUGCAUGAACUGUCAGGAGAAUGGAAUCACUCGCCUCCUCCUUACUCGAAUACCCUUCUUCCGCGAAAUCAUCAUAAUGUCCUUCUACUGUCCACACUGCAACUUCAAAAACGCCGAGAUCCAAUCCGCAGGAGAGAUUCAGCAAAAAGGUGUCCGAUAUGAGUUGCGCCUCACCUCUGCCGCAGACUUCGCCCGGCAAGUGGUCAAGUCUGACAGCUGCAUCGUUAAGUUCAUUGAACUCGAUAUCGAAGUCCCAGCUGGGCGAGGGCAGUUGACAAAUGUGGAAGGACUACUCAGCAUGAUUCUGGAAGAUCUGGAACUACAGCAGCCCGAGAGAAAGGAACAGAUUCCAGAGGUUUGGGCCAAGAUCGAAGAGAUUGUGGCGCGGGGCAAGAAGAUGAUUGCAGGAGAGAGUUUCCCAUUCCGUUUAUCACUCGACGACCCAGCCGGCAACUCGUGGAUUGAACCAGAUCAGAAGGACGGCGUGGGCAAAUGGUCAAAAGUCGAAUACGCACGCACAGCGGAACAGAACGAAGCUAUAGGACUCGGCGGUGGAGAGGAGAAGGCGGAGGCACAACCACAGGCAACAGGGCAACCUACAGCAGCGAGUUUCGAAGAUGACGACAUUAUACCAAAUGAAGUCUACUCUUUCCCAGCGACGUGUCCUGGUUGCACAAAAUCCUGUACCACAAACAUGAAGAUGGUGGAAAUCCCGCAUUUCAAGCAAGUGGUCAUUAUGAGCACGGUAUGCGAGCAUUGCGGCUACCGCUCCAACGAAGUGAAGACGGGAGGAGAAGUACCCGAGAAGGGCAAGAAGAUUACUCUGAAAGUCAACGGGGCUGUAGAUCUUGCACGAGAUAUCCUGAAGUCCGAGUCCUGCGCCUUGGAAUGUCCGGAGUUACAUCUUUCAGUCAAUCCCGGCACACUAGGAGGAAGAUUCACUACGGUAGAGGGUCUUUUGACGCAAGUCAGAGAUGAUCUGCACCAACAGAUCUUCGACGUCGGGGACGAGGUUGGAACGGGUGGCGAUUCUCUGCCUUCAGAAGCUAAGCAAAACUGGAAGAAGUUCUUCGACGAAAUAAACGAGGCCAUCAAAGGCGAGAAGCAUUUCACGGUCAUCUUGACAGAUCCAUUGGCCAGCAGUUAUGUUCAGAACCUUUGCCUGCCAGACCCUGACCCGCAGAUCGAGUCAGAGGAAUACGACAGGACAAAGGAGGAAGAAGAAGAUUUAGGUCUGACGGACAUGAAGACUGAGGGCUAUGUGGAUGAGGUUGGGGAGGAGAAGAAUAAGAGGUUAGAGGCAGAGAGAGUUAAUGGUAGUAACGGCUAA